GAGCUUCUUACUCUAGCUAAAGUCGUAUUCUAUAACGAGGUAGGCCUACGGCUAGGCGAUAAAACGUCCCUCGAGCGUUAUAUACGUAAUAUUACGGGAAUACCGGUUAAAGCGCUUCGUAGUCGUCUACUUUUAUCCUUUAGUAUUAUAGAACGCUUCUCCCGAACUACGACGAAGCUAGAAAAUAAAAUAUACUUAAUAAUAGGUAUCUAUAGAGUUUUAAUAGUUCCUAUAUAUAGCGAGGGACGAGAUACUAUAAGAACUAGGCUCCGAAGGACGAUCGAGAAUAACCUAAAAAGUAAAGUUUAUAGAUAUUAA
Zasmidium cellare ATCC 36951 is the source of this 318-nucleotide messenger RNA. RefSeq lists its product as uncharacterized. Lineage: Eukaryota; Fungi; Ascomycota; Dothideomycetes; Mycosphaerellales; Mycosphaerellaceae. The transcript has 2 exons. The record is from RefSeq and is a predicted model, not a curated record. The annotation marks the transcript as partial.